AACAACAUACGGCUAUCAGCCGGAGCAACAAUUAAUUUAAUUACCUAUAGUAACUAUUCUGUCAUUCCAUUUGUAUGCAACAGCGUCGCUAAACCGUUCAAGAAAUCCUUAGUUCUCGCCAUCUGAAAUAGGUGGACAAAGGUCAAGAGCAUCGGAACUCAAUUAUAAUGAACAUUAUAGAAAACGCUAGCGAUCUGGACAUUACACAGAUUUCGUUAUCAUACCACUGAAUUGUUGUGUACCAUUAUAGUAGGUAUUUUAUUAGAUUAAAUCGUGUUGCUUGCCAAUUAGUACCAACAAUUACUGCAUUUUAACGUGGUUUUCGGUGCGUAUGUUUACUUUUUCUAUACAUUCUCGUGUGUGGUGUUUCUUCUGGCAGAAUGGAUUGUUGUAUGGUGACUUCGGGUGAUAUAGAGGAUUCGGAUUCACAUAUUAUUUCACCUGAAAAUAACAUUGAUCAAAUAAAAUCGAAUAGUUGUAUGACGACUUCCGGUGAAAUGGAGGAUUCGGAUUCACAUAUCAUUUCACCUGAAAAUAACAUUGAUCAAAUAAAAUCGAAUAGUUGUAUGACGACUUCCGGUGAAAUGGAGGAUUCGGAUUCACACAUUAUUUCACCUGAAAAUAAUAUUGAUCAAAUAAAAUCGGAUAGUUGUAUGACGACUUCGGGUGAAAUGGAGUAUUCGGGUUCACGUAUUAUUUCACCUGAAGAUAACGAUCAAGGAAAAUUGGAUAGUAGCGUGACAACUACGUGUGGAAUGGAUGAUUUAGAUACACGCGUUAUUUCACCUGAAUAUAACAUUGAUCAAGGAAACUCAGAUAAUUGUAUGACGAUUUCGGAUGAAAUGGUGGAUUCGGAUUCACAUAUAAUUUCACCUGAAAAUAACUUUGAUCAAAUAAAAUCGGAUAGUAGUAUGACGAUUUCGGGUGAAAUGGAGGAUUCGGAUUCACAUAUUAUUUCACCUGAAAAUAACAUUGAUAAAAUAAAAUCGAAUAGUUGUAUGACGACUUCCAGUGAAAUGGAGGAUUCGGAUUCACAUAUCAUUUCACCUGAAAAUAACAUUGAUCAAAUAAAAUCGAAUAGUUGUAUGACGACUUUCAGUAAAAUGGCGGAUUCGGAUUCACACAUUAUUUCACCUGAAAAUAAUAUUGAUCAAAUAAAAUCAGAUAGUUGUUCGACGACUUUGGUUGAAAUGGAGUGUUCGGAUUCAAGUAUUAUUUCACCUGAAGGUAACACUGAUCAAGAAAAAUUGGAUAUUUUUAAGACGACUACAGGUGAAUUAAAGGAUUCGGAUACCAGUAUUAUUUCACCUGUAGAUAAUACUGAUCAAGGAAUAGGGGAUAUUUGUAUGACAACUUCGAAUGAAUUAGAUAAUUUGGAUAUCCAUAUUAUUUUACCUGAAGAUAACAUUGAUCAAGGAUUAGGGGAUAUUUGUAUGUCGACUUUGAACGAAUUGGACGAUUCCAAUAUCUGUAUUAUUUCACCUGAAAAUAUCACUGAUCAAGGGAUAGGGGAUACUUGUAAGACAACUUCAAACGAAUUAGUAGAUUCAGAUAUUCGUAUUAUUUCACCUGAAGAAAACAUUGAUCGAGGAUCAGAGGAUAGUUGUGUGAUGACUUUAAACGAAUUGGAGGAUUCAAAUAUCUGUAUUAUUUCACCUGAAGAUAAUACUGAUCAAGGAAAAUUGGAUGUUUGUAUGACGACUUCAAUCAAAUUGGAGGUUUCGGAUUCACAUAUUAUUUCACCUGAAAAUAACACUGAUCAAGAAAAUUGUGAUAGUUGUAUGACGACUUUGAGCGAAAUGGAGGAUUCAGAUUCCCGUAUUAUUUCUGCUGAAGAUAACACUGAUCAAGAUCUAAAAGAAAACAUUGAAGGGUUCAUUGAUAUUCACAGUAUUUGGCAAUGUAUGAAAAGAAUAAAUUCAAACUUAGACUUUUUAGCUCAGAAAUUUAAUGAUUUAAAAUCUGAUAAAGUACAAACUCAAAAACUACCAGCAUCAAAAUUAGACAAUUUCGAUUUUUUAUUAUUGUUUCCAUUAAAAAAAAUAGAAGAUGUUAUUGAACUCGAAUCAAGACUAUUAGAUGAUAGUUCCCAAUUCUAUAAAAAGUUUGUUUCAUUUAUCACACCAAAAGAUCAGGAUAAGCAUGGGUUAAGUUUGAAAAACUAUGUUAGAACAAUUUUACGUUCAUUGUUUACUUAUAGUUUAACAAGCAACUAUUCUUGGCGUGGAUUUCGGGGAAAUUUUCAAAUUGGAAAUUUAAAAAUCAUCAAAAUUAUUUUUGAUAUAUCAAAAGCCAAAUACAAACAAGUUACAAAGCAAUGUGUUAAUUUGUAUAUCAAGGAAUGGAUCAGAUAUGCCAAACAACGCCACAAACAAUUAAAAAAAAUUAACGAUUGCUAAACCUUUACUACUAAAUAUUACUUUAUUAUUUUUAAGUUGUUAUAUUUUCCUGAAGAUUUGGUGCAUAGAUUAAUUUAGAAAUUACGAUAAGUUGUAAAUUAAAUCAGUGGAUUAAUUUACUGAUGUUAUAGUGUCGGUAAAUCAAAAUGAUCAUUACUUGUCUGCCAUGAGCUUUGUUGAAUUUUUUUUUUAUAAUAUGUAACCUUAAUUUUGGUUAGUUAUCUAUUAAAGAAUAUGUUUUAACACUUAAAACAAAACAUAUACACUUAAAAAAAAAUGUUUUAACGAUCAUUUUGUAUGAAAGACAAUCUGUUAUGAAAUAUAAGUUGUCUUAUAAUUACUUUCUAAACUAAAAUGUUUAACUCAUCUCUUAUUUAAUAAACUUAAUGUAAUUAAACAAUAUAUAUUACAUAAUUGAAUAAGUAUUUAAUGUAUUAUGUAUGCUUGAUAAUUAACAACAAUUUUUACUAUUAAAAAUUAUUAUAAAAACAAAUUAUAACAAUAUACAAUAUACAAUAAUUGCUUAUGAUUGUAGUCCCCUCUUAAGACUCCUCUAAAAUGGUAUAUUAUUUUUUAUUUAUAUUUAUUUGUCUAAUUGUGGUUAAAAAAAAAUUCAAAACGAGUCAAAUAUGUAUUAUUAGAUGACAAAGUUGUAAUAAUUAGUAUUCUACUAUGGCAAAAAAAAAUAAAAACUCAAGUAUUACCAAUUGUAUGUUUUUUACAUCCACUAUUAAAAUAUGACUAUUAAAAUAAUAUUGUACCAGGUAUUUCACCCCACUGCUUGUUUGGUUUUGUCAACUCCCUCAGAUGUUUUCAGAAUGUUUAUAAUUCAAUACUCACUACAAUCAGAUUUUGUAUAAAUUAUUAUUAUUAUUAUUUUUGUACAAUGGCAAUAAAAUUAUAAGACAUUAAAUAAUAUAAAAGGAAAAAUAUCUAUAUAUUAUAGGGAUGAACCUAAUGUACAACCAAAUAAAUUAAUCUAUUUAAUAUUUUAACAAGAGCAAUGCAUUCAAAAAAACAUUGUAUAAUUAGAUUACAAUGAUAGGUGUUAAUAGUUAAUGAACUAUAGAUUUUAAAAUCUUGUAUUAAAUAAAAUUAAAUUUUUUCUAUUCCUCAUGUUGAUUGUUUAUACCAACCGUUUUUAAAGAGUUGUGAUAUUCAAAAUAAGCCAUUUUCUAGGUUGUGUUAAUUUGUGCGUACUAACUAAUAACUAAUUAUUAAUCAGUAGUGUUUAUGAUUAUUGUACUGUAAAAGGAUUAGUGAAGUGCCACUGAACGUGCACUGAUAUCUUAAUAAAGCGGUACACCAAUAUUAAUUA
Messenger RNA from Acyrthosiphon pisum (pea aphid), 3717 nucleotides. RefSeq lists its product as uncharacterized. The transcript has 4 exons. The record is from RefSeq and is a predicted model, not a curated record. NCBI's taxonomy places the organism in Eukaryota, Metazoa, Arthropoda, Insecta, Hemiptera, Aphididae. Bases 381 to 2399 code for a protein of 672 amino acids.